Messenger RNA from Stylophora pistillata, 2770 nucleotides. Its product is annotated as cytochrome b-245 light chain. Lineage: Eukaryota; Metazoa; Cnidaria; Anthozoa; Scleractinia; Pocilloporidae. The record is from RefSeq and is a predicted model, not a curated record. Gene Ontology annotation, molecular function: heme binding.
AAUUUAGCCAGAGGGCAAGAACAAUCCCCAACUCUUCGUUGCGUGUUAGUCGUCACUUCUCUUACUUGCCUGGCAUUGAAAUUUGUUGUGCACCAUUAUCCUCAACGAUCUACUUUGUCUCUACAAGUUUGUGACUAUCGUUUCGAUAAGGAAACUAAAACUUUCAAGAAUCAUGGGGCACACAGAAUGGGCAAUGUGGGGCAACGAACAAGGAGUGAUAACCAGUGUCGUGUUACUAAUCGGUGGCAUCCUUGGAACAGCAGCCCAGUUUAAUAAGUGGUAUUAUGGUCUAUACUCGCUAAUUCUGGGAUUUCUUGUUUUGUUAAUUGAAUAUCCCAGAGGGAAGAGAGAUAAAGGAAAAAAGACCUUGGAGAGAUGGAACCAGAAACCUUUUACACACUUUGUCGAGGUCUUUGGAAUCUUUGGAAGGAACUAUUGGUUUCGAUUUAUAUUCUACAUUCUUACUGCUGUUCCACCAUGCUUCUUUCUCUCAACAAUCCUUGGAGGAGCAAGUCUGGUAUUUACAAGCUUGAUUUAUCUGCGAGCAGCAAUAUCGGGAGAGACAUGGAAGCCUUGCCUCCCAGAAGAGAAGGGAUCCCAAACUGUGCAGCAAAGUGAACCACCAAAGCAACCACCUCCUAGAGGACCACGGUCUCAAAGUCUCGACAAUCUGGCAAUGGAGCCUGAUGUGGAUGGAAAUCCCAACAGAGUGUAAUUAAAAUAAUUUAAUCAGAAUAGCUUUAUAGCAAACAAUCACUUAAUCAAUUAGGCACCAAGGGCAUUACAGUAACUUCUUUUUUUCUCCAUAAGCAAUGACAUUUACCAGAAUUGCUUAAUCCCUUCACUCCCAGGCAUGAUCAGCCUACAAACUCUCCUAAAAGGCAUGAUCAGCAUACAAAUUCUCAUAACAUGAAAACUUGGUGCCUAUAACCCCAAAAAAUUUUUUUGGCCAUAUUAAAUCUCUCGAUUGCACUGAGAAAAAUGCCGCAAAAAUUUUUGUGUUUGGUUAAAACCGCAAUUUUUUAUGAUUUUUCAAAGUCAGGUUUAUUUUUGGAAUGACCAAGUGAACCAGAGACUGGGGCUAGUGAGGUCAUUCCUGGCCAUCAGCAGUGGUGCUCCAAUCCAAUCUCAGUCAAUAUUAUACGUUCCCACUGAGAUGAAACCUUUGCUAAAGCCUGGUCUGGUAAAUGUUUCUCACCUUUCUCUUACUUCGCUCACUUUCAGCUGAUUUCGUUUCCUAACAUUCCACGCAUGAACAGUCGGAAAGAUGUAAAUUCCAAAUCCAUCUUUUCACAACCUUCAUUGCAUGGUCUCGCUAGUCAGAGCAGAAAACAUGAGUGAAUAGUCUUCUCGGAAGUGGUUGGAACACACAGCCGAGUAUUUUGUGGGCUUCCAAUGUGCACACUUCAAUUGCUCAAAGUCAACCCACUUCUUUCUUCUCUUUUUUUUCCUCCGGGUCAUCUGCCCUAUAAAUAGGUAUUGGAUGAAGUGCUAUUCUUUUUUCUUUGUUGGGAGUGUUGCUAGACCCGAAAACAACACACUUAUCAGGCGUAUCCAUCAAGAUACUUCAUCCAGUCUUUGAAGCAAACUCAUUGGAAAACCUGGAAUGACGUCACAAACUGUGCUUGACCCAGACCCAUCUUGAUAAUUCCGUGCCUUGGUCGUGUUUUGAAAAAAUGCGAUUUUCCAUGACUUUGAAAGUUCAUAAAAAAUCACGGUUUUAACCAAAAACAAAAAUUUUUGCAGCAUUUUGCUCAGUGCAAUAGAGAGAUUUAAUAUGGCCAAAAAAGUUUUGGGGGGUUAUAGGCCCUUUAAGAAGCACAGUUAACAUUUCCAAAAUAGAAAUGACAAAUUAUGAAAUCAUCACAAAACUUCUGAGUUAAGUUCUAUUUUCAAGGAGGUUACAAGUUUAAACCCUAUGCUUCAAACACAAGCUUGUUCAACUUCAAUUUUUUUUAAUUGUCUUGACAUAUGGUAAUACCGAACUCUCUGUACAUGGAGAGUUGGUUCUUUUGAUCUUGGGAGCAAGAAGGUUAAUGUAGAAGAUGUGUGCUUACUACCAGCUUAUUGCACUGUUCAAGGCUAUUUAUUUGACGGAUAGGUUACUUUGUUAAAGCGAGCAGUGGGUCUUUCAUGGUGGCAUUUAAGGUGCAAAAUGCCUGGUAUUUAAUUAUUCAUAACUAAGUUAAAUGAAAUUUGGAAAAAAAAGGACUUUUUUUAUGUUAUUUUAUAAAUAAUUCUUGUACCAGAGAAAGUCCUAGAAUUAGCAAGAUAUUUUUUUUUUGACUGCUGAGGAGUCCUUAGAAAUGAUUUAAACAGAUUUUUCCUGUUCUUAUACAUAAGAACCAUGACAAAAAUCUUCAUGGAUCAUCACUUUUUUAUUACUUGCAACUAUUUCAUUUCAUUUUUUCAUCCCUCAGUAAUCUGACCACUCCAUUAUUUUCAAGUAACAAGGCUAGAUGAUCCUUUCUGGAGUGGGGUUCCUCUGUUUGCACUACAGUUUCUUUACAUAGCACCCUAAGAAAUUAGGACACUUUGACAGUUACUUGUCAAAGCUUCUUGAAUAAAUACCACCUUACUAUGUGUUUCAACAGGCAUAGAAUAAUUUUAGUUUCACCAUUUGUAUAUAGGAUGUGCAGAAAUUUUGUAACAAAACAGAUGUCAGAAGUCAUCCCAGGGUUAUUUUGUUUUGUUUCUAAACAGAGUGGACCAUUUUGGAGAUCUGCAAUUUUGUAAUAGAAGUAAACUUGUAUUUUAAAGCUAUCUUGUA